This is a messenger RNA of Solanum lycopersicum (tomato), 726 nucleotides long. Its product is annotated as G-type lectin S-receptor-like serine/threonine-protein kinase At1g11330. Gene Ontology annotation, molecular function: ATP binding; protein serine/threonine kinase activity. The record is from RefSeq and is a predicted model, not a curated record. Gene Ontology annotation, biological process: protein phosphorylation. NCBI's taxonomy places the organism in Eukaryota, Viridiplantae, Streptophyta, Magnoliopsida, Solanales, Solanaceae. Gene Ontology annotation, cellular component: plasma membrane.
AUGCCAAAUGUUAAACUUCCCGUGUCAUCUGAAUCAAUGAAAGGAGGAAAUGAUCAGAUUUGUGAAUAUAUAUGUUCAUCCAAUUGCUCAUGCAAUGCAUAUGCUUACAGCAGUAGUGAAGAGUGCUUAUUAUGGUAUAUCGAUUUGGUUGAUCUAUCUAAUUCAAGUCAAUUAGAGUUCAACAUUAAGCUUUUUGAGCGCUCGAACAAAGGGAUUUUGGGUAAGAAAAAGUUCAGGAAAAUGUUACUUUCUAAAUCAGCAACUAACUUGUCAAAACCUGCAACUUCCAGUAAAAAGGGACAAGAAAAGACAUGUUCCAUCGAGCUGAAGUUCUUUGAAUCACGUGAGUUGAAAGCUGUGACAGGCAAUUUUUCACCUGACAAUAAACUUGGAGAAGGAGGUUUUGGGCCUGCUUUUAAGGGUCAAUUGCCAGAUGGGCAGAAAAUAGCUGUGAAAAGCCUAUCAACUCAAUCACAGCAAGGAAUUAACGAGAGCAGGAAGUUGUUGCUUGAUUGCAGAAGGCGGUAUGAAAUCAUUAUUGGAAUCGCUAGAGGGAUACUCUAUCUUCAUCAGGACUCAAGAUUAAGAAUAAUACACCGUGAUCUGAAAGCCAGCAACAUUCUUUUAGAUGAAGAUAUGAACCCCAAAAUAUCAGAUUUUGGUACUGCUAGAAUAUUUAGUGGAAACCAGAAUGAAGCUAAGACUCUUCGACUUGUUGGAACAUAG